CCGCCCGCACGGGGGCGCCGGAGCGCGGCCAUCGGGCCUUCCCUCCGCCCGCCGGAAGCGCUCUCCUGACCCUGCGCGCCGCGGGAAGAUGGCGCUGGAAGCUGGCGACAUGGAAGAGGGGCAGCUUUCCGACUCGGACUCCGACAUGACGGUCGUCCCCAGCGACAGGCCGACGCAGAUGGCGAAAGUACUAGGUGGGGGCAGUGUUGCCUGUGCGCCAGUCACACACUACCGGACUGUUAAAAAUGUGGACUCGAGUGAGGAGAGUGUGGAUUCAGAUGAAGAGUGCUCUCCUUGGAAACGUAAGCGACAGAAGUGUCAUAAUCCUCCUCCCAAACCAGAGCCUUUUCCACUUGGCCAGAGCAGUCAGAAAGCAGUCAAUGGCGGAAAGAAGGUGAACAACAUUUGGGGUGCCGUGCUUCAGGAACAAAACCAAGAUGCAGUGGCCAUUGAACUUGGCAUCUUGGGAAUGGAAGGCACCCUUGACAAAAGCAGGCAGUCUGAGACCUACAAUUAUUUGCUUGCUAAGAAACUUAGACGGGAAUCUCAAGAGUAUACGAAGGAAUUAGACAAAGAUCUAGAUGAAUAUAUGCAUGGUGACAAAAAAACAGGGUCAAAGGAGGAAGAGAAUGGGCAAGGCCACCUCAAACGGAAACGGCCUGUCAAAGACAGACUGGGUAACAGACUAGAAAUGAACUACAAAGGCCGCUAUGAGAUCACAGAAGAUGACUCUCAGGAGAAAGUGGCUGAUGAGAUUGCUUUCAGGUUACAGGAACCGAAGAAAGACCUGAUAGCCCGAGUAGUUAGGAUACUUGGGACCAAAAAAGCCAUUGAACUCUUGAUGGAAACUGCUGAAGUUGAACAGAAUGGUGGUCUUUUCAUAAUGGUAAUGCUAAUACUGUUUCUGGGCUUGGUUUUGGGAGUUUUUGUUUGUUUGGACAUUUUCUACAUUGAAAAUCAAAAGGAAUAUGAAAAUAAAAAAGCUGCUAGAAAAAGAAGAACACAACUAUUGGGGAAAAAAAUGAAACAAGCUAUUAAAAGUCUGAAUUUUCAAGAGGAUGAUGACACAUCACGAGAAACUUUUGCAAGUGACACUAACGAGGCCCUGGCCUCCCUUGAUGAAGCCCAGGAAGGACCUGGCGAAACCAAACUGGAUGCAGAGGAAGCCAUUGAGGUGGACCAUCCUCAGGAUUUGGACAUAUUUUAGGCACAUUUUGGACGUUUUGAAGAUAAACCUUUGUACAAACAUUUCUGCUGAGGUUGCUGUGCGCUGAAUCUAGAGAAUGGAGAGCUGUUGCUGUUUCCUGUUUGAAGUGAAUACCUGUGUGGGCAUUGACGGCGGUGUUUAAGGUGGCCAUGCCUGUCGCGUGUGCAGCACAGGUCUAAUUUCUCAUCCUGCUGCCUGUACUGACUGUUAAGGCCCGGGUCUACCUGCGGUCGCUCUGUCCAGCUCACUGUUUCAUGCCGUUAAGAAGCUUUUGUUUUCUGAUUUAUCUUGGUGGCGAACUGUGCUUUGGUUUUAACACAUUCCAUUAAAAUAUGCUAAAAUAUA
Messenger RNA from Microtus ochrogaster (prairie vole), 1552 nucleotides. RefSeq names its product phosphorylated adaptor for RNA export (gene Phax). The coding region runs from base 89 to 1207 and encodes 372 amino acids. NCBI's taxonomy places the organism in Eukaryota, Metazoa, Chordata, Mammalia, Rodentia, Cricetidae. Gene Ontology annotation, cellular component: nucleus. The transcript is spliced from 4 exons. The record is from RefSeq and is a predicted model, not a curated record. Gene Ontology annotation, biological process: snRNA export from nucleus.